GUUUACCCGGCUGCAUUGUGGGAGUUUGACCUCCGCCGCCGCCAACCGCCGCCUCAGCUUGCGCCGCCGCCGCCGCCGCGCACGCCAUGGGAGCCGUGACUGACGAUGAAGUCAUACGGAAGCGUCUCCUAAUUGAUGGAGAUGGCGCUGGAGACGAUCGGAGAAUCAAUCUGCUAGUGAAAAGUUUCAUUAAAUGGUGCAACUCUGGGUCCCAGGAAGAGGGAUACAGCCAGUACCAACGUAUGCUAAGCACACUGUCCCAAUGUGAAUUUUCAAUGGGGAAAACUUUGUUGGUAUAUGAUAUGAAUCUCCGAGAAAUGGAAAAUUAUGAAAAAAUUUACAAAGAAAUAGAAUGUAGCAUUGCUGGAGCACAUGAAAAAAUUGCUGAGUGCAAAAAGCAAAUUCUUCAAGCAAAGCGAAUACGAAAAAAUCGCCAAGAAUAUGAUGCUUUGGCCAAAGUGAUUCAGCAUCAUCCAGACAGACAUGAGACAUUAAAGGAACUAGAAUCUCUGGGAAAAGAACUUGAGCAUCUUUCACAUAUUAAAGAAAGUGUUGAAGAUAAGCUGGAAUUGAGACGGAAGCAGUUUCACGUUCUACUUAGUACUAUCCACGAACUUCAGCAAACGCUGGAAAAUGACGAAAAGCUCUCCGAAGUAGAAGAAGCUCAAGAAACCAGCAUGGAAUCAGACUCCAAGGCAUAGACAGGUUAAUGGUUCACCAUUCCCAAGAAUACCGAAGUAACAACGUGCUCUCAGUGUGUUUGGAAUUUGUUGUGCUCUCGAGAUAUUUAAAGUUUUGGCAGUGAACUACUUUGCUUUUAAGUAAUAAUGUACACUUCAUUUCUAUUUCUUUACACAAAGGAAAAAUACUUACGUAUAGAUUCAUUUGUAUUGAAAUGCCUUUUUUUUUUCUUAAAAGGUAGGAAGCAACAUCCCAAAUAAAAUGUUUUCAAGCCAGA
Messenger RNA from Hyaena hyaena (striped hyena), 958 nucleotides. RefSeq names its product THO complex 7 (gene THOC7). Gene Ontology annotation, cellular component: THO complex part of transcription export complex. The coding region runs from base 87 to 701 and encodes 204 amino acids. NCBI's taxonomy places the organism in Eukaryota, Metazoa, Chordata, Mammalia, Carnivora, Hyaenidae. The transcript is spliced from 8 exons. The record is from RefSeq and is a predicted model, not a curated record. Gene Ontology annotation, biological process: mRNA export from nucleus; mRNA processing.